ACUCGUCGACGUUGUCACAACAAACCCCUGAGUUCACUUACACAGCACAUAUCUUAUUGCUCAAGAAAAAGAUGGAAGAAGAAGAAGAAAACCCUAAUCCAAUCUACAUAGUUUCCGAUCUGGUGGAAGACAUACUCCUUAGGCUGACCUUGAAACUAAUAAUCAGAUGCAAAACCGUCUCAAAACAAUGGAAGUAAAUACUGGAGUCCAAGAGUUUCGCGGAGAGGCUUAAGCGUGUUCAAAAGAACCCCAAAAUCCUUGCUGUCGGAGAGAGCCACGGUUCCAAGGAGACGCAGAGAUCGACAUUGUCUAUUUACAACGCCUUGAAACCACCACACGACCUUGGUUGACAUGUGACUGUUUGGUUUGCAUCCCUGUACCAGAUUGAAUCAACGUUUUGAACCCUUCCACCGGAGAAUUCCUUAGAUUCCCUACAGGCCCUUUUGACUAUGGGAUCGAACUCGUUCCCCGUAAAUUCGUUAUUUAUUUAUUUAUUUAUUAUUAUAUAAGAAUGAAUAUAUUCGUUUCCUUGUCUUAAAAGUUACUACUUACUACAAUCGCAGAAGUAUGGCGUUACAUAUUCCCUGGAUACUGGGCGAUGGGAUUCGGUAAGGAUGAAGUUAGUGGGAGCUAUAAAGUAGUGAGGAUGUUAUUUGAUUUCAACGAUUUCGAGAUUCUUGAUGUUAACACUGGGGAAUGGCGGAAACUUACCCCGGCUCCUUACAAGGUUGAAGCAACAAGGAAGUCGGCGUGUGUCAAUGGUUCCAUCUACUGGUUAGACUUUAAGCAUAGGUUUAAGAUACUAGCUUCGGAUCUUCACACAGAAGAGUUCCGGGAUGUUUCUGCACUUCCGCCGUCUAGGUACACCCCUGCAGCUCAGAUAGUGAACCUUGAAGACCGUUUGGCCUUUUCCGACACAGGUUUUGGUCCUGAAUGGCUACUAGAGAUAUGGAGCAUGGAUGCACAAGAAGAAACUUGGACUAUGACUUACUUCAUAACUUUAACCAUAGUUAUUUCCCCGAUAUAUUGGAAAAGGUGGUUCACCCCCAUUGCUGUUUCUAAGCAAGGGAAUAUUUUCUUACAUGACAGUGAGAAGAGGUUGUUCAAAUACUAUCCGUAUACAGACAAUUAGUGGUCUAACUCCUUUAGUCGAAAAUCUAGCCCCACUUCCUUCACAAUCAAGAUGUGUUCUGAGUAUCAGCACAUCUGGAUACCAAUAUGGACUUAGCUAUUUACAACCUGGACGUGUUAGCACAACUCCGCAACGAUCUACGAUAUCUAGUAUCUUCGGACGGAUGGAAUUGAUGUUCCCUAAUAUUUUGCUUACCUCUACUCUUGUGUCUCUCGUUAUUUUUGGUUAUAGUUAUAAAUAUUCUACUUGAAUAGCGGUGGUUACUUAUCUAGUGUCUCUCCACACCGUUAUGUCUACAUCUUACUAAAUUUUAUUUAUUCUCGUAAGCUUUUCCAAUUUCCACAACCUCUUAUCACUUAAUCUCGCCUUGUUUCUUCUUAUAAACACAAUCAUGCUUCAAAUUUUACUGUUUGUUUAUUUCUUGUGUAUUAUCGAGUAGUUAAAUUGUGUGCAGGUACAAGACUUCUAGUGAUGUUAUUAUGAGAAGUUGUGUUUAGGAACUCUCUCCAAUGAGACAUGCAUGUCUUCGCUAAAAUCCAUCCAGAAAUCCUUUUGUUUCCCACACCCCGACGCCAUUUUCUCUUCCCUUUUCCGUUUGGCAAAUUCCACAGAAACAGUGAUUUGGAUGGAUGGAAUUGCUGUUCCCUAAUAUUUUUUGCUUACCUCUACUCUUGUGUCUCAUUAUUUUUGUUUAUAGGUAUAAAUAUUCGACUUGAAUACCGGUUACUUAUCUAGUGUCUCUCGACAUCGUUAUUGAGGUGUGGUUCGAUCCGCUUAUGUCUACAUUUUACUAAAAAUCCCAUAGUUUUGCGGCUAUGACUUCUUCUGCUCAUCAAAAUCUCUCUUCUUUAGUCUCAUUCAGGUCAUCAUCAUCAUAUGUUUCUUCUUUUACAAAGAAAGCAUAAUGUUGUUCUCUUGCUUUCGUUUCUUUUGUUUACCAUUAUUGCCCACAACGUUAAUUUAAUUUAUUUUCAAGCAUGAUGGAUUGAAAGAAGAGAACAGUCUAUACUCUCUGUAGCAUGUAAAUAGAAGAAACGU
Camelina sativa (false flax) is the source of this 2170-nucleotide messenger RNA. NCBI's taxonomy places the organism in Eukaryota, Viridiplantae, Streptophyta, Magnoliopsida, Brassicales, Brassicaceae. The record is from RefSeq and is a predicted model, not a curated record.